UUUCGAACGACUCGACGCUCGGCUUACGAGGGAAUAUGCGCGAUAAGAGAUGUUGAAACUUUGGUGUCCCAAAAACGAUUUGUGAACCCCCGCUCUUGUCCUUUUGAUAAAUCCGAAUUCCAUUAUCAUCUUGAAAUAGGCGAGAAAGAAUUGGGAGAGGACCGUCAACCUCAAUUUGUUGACUUUUGAGCUUUGGUGGCGCUAGAGAAAGGAAUGUAAGAACAUCUAAUACAAUUACCUUUGUAUAAGAAGGAUUCCAUUCGAUUUCAUCACUGUCUGACAUGUAUCGACCUGUAAUUCGACUGAGGUCCUUUUAUUCAUACCAUCAUCAACGGGGAGGACGGUUGCCGAUAAUCGGGUACCGGCUUUUGAAUCCGCUUUUUCUUAUUUAUAUUGUUCAUUCCUUUAUCGUGGAUAACCCCGGAUCAAUCCUAAAGACCAAAACAGAACUUUUCUGAGACCAUGUCUGUUGUAAAAGACCCAAAACCCGUUAGUGGGUCAUCACCUACACCCCAGCUCACCAACAUACUCGAAACCCUGAACCAGAACCUCCGGCAAAGUCUGCAGUCUUUGCAAAGUCUAGGCUCGCCCAUCCAAGAAAGUUUGCACAAUGACUCUGCUCUUCCACAUCCAAAUGAUAUCAAGCACGCCGCUGAAACAGUCGACCUUUUACACAAGAUCAGAGUCAUCCUAGAUCCCCCAACGUUGAUACUUGCAGAUCAUUUUCUUGGCUAUGUUCAAACCAAAUGUCUGUGCGCCGCAGUGGAGAGAGGCAUACCAGAUACGUUGGAGAACGGGCCGAUGACUCUCGAACAGCUUGCAACACGGACAAAUUCCCAGAGCGAUCGCCUCAAACAGAUAAUGCACACGCUCAUCCAUAACGGAAUAUUCAGAUUCGAUGAAUCAUCCCAGAGCUACUCCAAUAGUCCGGCAUCCUUACUCCUCCACUCCAAGCACUGGACUCAAUGGCAUAACUGGGUCAGUCUGUAUGGGAACCAGUUCUAUGACAUUGCUAGAGGUAUUCCAAAGUCAAUAGAGCAUGGUCAAAAGAGAUGGGCGGCACAGAUCAACUAUAACACCGAUGACAGCAUGUUCGAGUACUUCCGUAGAUCUGGUUGGCUACCGCAGCUCCACAAGACACUGGGGGGUGGUGCCUCAGCACAGAUGCCCGGUAUACUUGAAGACUAUCCAUGGGAAGAGGUGGCUGACGAGAUCGUGAUGGAUGUAGGGGGUGGCGGUGGUGGAUUUUUGGCGGGGCUACUGAGAAAGUAUCCUUCCAUGCAGGGCGGCUUAUUCGAUCUUCCGCAUGUAAUUGAGCAUGCGCGACAAUCCUUCGAGGACGGUGGCCAGUACUCUGAUCUGAGAAACCAGGUUUCGGAUAACAACUUGGUGGCGGGCGACUUUUUUGAGAGUGUACCCAAAUGCCGAGUGUAUACCAUGAAGUGGUGCCUUCACGACUGGAAAGACGCUCAAGCUAUCUCUAUUUUGAGCAACAUUCGAAAAAGUAUUAUUGCUGGUCCCAAGAGUAGGUUGAUUGUGUUGGAGUCACUGUGCUCGGAAAACCACUCGGAACGAUUGUCCCUUUACGGGGAUAUCAAUAUGAUGAUGACAACAAACGGCCAGGAGCGGACAGAAGGCGAGUAUAGGAUGCUGGCUGAUUCCUCAGGCUGGGAAAUUGAGAAGGUGUAUGAUCUGAGGAGAGCAUGGGUUAAAGCGCUGGUUUUCCGUCCUGUCUCUUGA
Molecule: messenger RNA, 1740 nt
Organism: Periconia digitata
Lineage: Eukaryota; Fungi; Ascomycota; Dothideomycetes; Pleosporales; Periconiaceae
Source: the annotation of a GenBank genome assembly